Molecule: messenger RNA, 4319 nt
Organism: Chelonus insularis
Lineage: Eukaryota; Metazoa; Arthropoda; Insecta; Hymenoptera; Braconidae
Gene: sima
Product: similar
Exons: 11
Coding region: 209-3874 (1221 amino acids)
Biological process (GO): regulation of transcription by RNA polymerase II; cellular response to hypoxia
Cellular component (GO): cytoplasm; transcription regulator complex; nucleus
Molecular function (GO): RNA polymerase II transcription regulatory region sequence-specific DNA binding; DNA-binding transcription factor activity, RNA polymerase II-specific; protein dimerization activity
Source: RefSeq, a predicted model, not a curated record
UUUCUAUCGUGAUUCUAUAUCCAAAAAAAAAAAUAUUUUUUACUUUUUAACUUUUACCAGUGCCGAAGUUCAAUCUGAUAAGGAAAAAGUAAUCAAUAUUUCCUUUUUAAAUGUUAUUAUGAUGUUUAAUAUUCUUGUGAGACUUGUGAUGAUUUUAUGUGAAACUAUCUGGCAAAUGUAAGGAACUUGAUUGAACCCUAGAAGCAUCAUGAAUGCUCGUUGGAGAGAUUAUAAUGUAUAUAGAUCUUGCAAUGCAUAUGAUAAUGUUGCAAGUCACUCAAAUGGUGAACCAGGUGGCGCCUGUAUGUGGAAUGGUUCCAUUGACGUUGAAGAUCUUGCUCAAAAAGCUAUCAAUUUAUUCCCAUCUCCAAGAGAGUCAAAGAUCCAACACACCAGACAUCAUCGAGUUUUUAGAGCAUCCAACAAUCAUCUCUCGAGGCCUCAGACGACAGUUUUAUCUCAUAAAUUUAUUAAUAACUACAAUUGCUAUGAUGUUGGUCAAUUGAUUCAUCCAGACAAGGAUCCAACUACUUUUCUCAACAAUUCGCCUUCAAUCGUACGUGAAACAAUCAAUAAUUCUAAUACUCCUCUUGGAAUACCUUGUUCAGAAGUUCAAUGGUUAACAUGUACCACUUCAAACUGUCCAUUCUAUGACAAUGUCGGUUCAACUGUUCCAAAUUCACAAUCCUGGGUUAAUAAUCCAAGUUGGAAUAUUCAUGAAGCUUUUGAUAAGCAGCAGCCUUUAUGCUCUGAUAGAUUGACUAAUCAAUUUGAAUUAUAUCAGGACCACUUUCCAAAUUAUUGUCCAUUUUAUCAGGGCCAUGAAGAUCAACAAUGCAUGGAAGAUUAUUUGAACAGUGAGAAAAGAAAGGAGAAAUCUCGAGAUGCAGCACGAUGUCGAAGAAGCAGAGAAACAGAUAUUUUUGCAGAUUUGGCAGCAGCUCUACCUAUUUCUUCUGAUCAAGCAGCCCAUUUGGAUAAAGCAAGUGUAAUGAGACUAGCUAUUGCUUAUUUCAAAGUCAGGAGUGUUGUUGAUGCUUUGGCUGAACCACUUACGAAGACGGAAAUCGUAGCGGAAGUGGACUCGUUGUAUCCAAAAGCACUUGAUGGUUUUAUGUUGGUUCUUGCAAGUAAUGGAGAUAUGGUCUACCUCUCGGAGAACGUCAGUGAUUAUCUGGGAAUUUCCCAGAUGGACAUGAUGGGGCAAAGUGUCUAUGAGUACAGUCAUCCAUGUGACCAUGAUGAAAUCAGGGAAUGUUUAUUGAUGAAACCAACAGAUGUACAUGAAAAACGCCCCUGUAGUUUUUUUAUUCGUCUUAAAUGCACUUUAACUAGUAAGGGCAGGAAAGUUAAUCUCAAAAGUGCAUCAUAUAAGGUAAUUCAUUGUACUGGACGUCCAAUGGUGAGCCAAAAUCUUGUAAUGAAUGUGACUGACAACGGAGACGAAGGAAAAUUCAGCGGUUCAUCUACUGGUUCGGGAUCUGAAGAUAGCCAGGAUGAUAAUAGUGACAAAGAAAAUAUCCGCCAAUCGAUUGGAGCUUCGCUUGUCGUUGUUGGUUGUCCUAUACCUCACCCUAGUAAUAUUGAAGUUCCACUUGGUCGUCAUACUUUCUUAUCCAAACAUAGUCUUAAUAUGAAGUUUACAUAUGCUGACGAGAGAUUGUCAGAACACUUUGGUUGGAGCAACAAGGAAUUAGUUGGCAAAUCAGUCUUUGAAUUUCAUCAUGCUCUUGAUAAUUCUGCUCUCGACAAAUCUUUCAAAUCUCUGUUCAGUAAGGGACAAUGUGAAACUAUGGCAUACCGUUUUCUCAAUAGAACAGGUGGAUAUGCGUGGGUAGUGACACAGGCGACACUCAUUCACUGUUCUAAGCAACGAAAGCCUUUAUCAGUAGUCUGUGUAAAUCACAUACUGAGUGAGGUCGAGUGUGAGGAUGAGGUGUACAGUGUACGCCAGUUGGAAGCGCGAAGCGCUAGCGAGAAGCUGAAGAAAGAUCAAGAAGUCGAGGUAAAUACGGAGAAACCAGAAACAAAGGUUCCUGAAGUCAAAGAAAAGGUCCUGGUUGAGUCAAUAGAGUCGAUUGAAGAACAAGAUAGUACAUCAGACGUGUACAUUCGAGAGCCAGUUAUUUCUGAAAGUAGUCGACCAUUAUCUGUCACAGCAUUAGUCUUCAAAGAUCGAGUUUCUGAUAAAAUUGAGUGGGCGACUCAGGAUAAACCAGCCGUGGAACACGAUCCAAUACGUCAUCGUGGUGAUUGGCCUCAAGCAGUUACGAGGAACUUAUUCACUUCUACUAUUGGAUCCACUUUAACAGGUCAAGAGACGCAACUGCCAUUACCUACAAGCCGGCCUCCGCCGCAGACAGCAACUGCUAGUAUUUUUGCUCCUCGUACUGAGGAUAUGAACAAAGGCUUCCUUACUUUCAGUGAAGAUCAACCGGGUCUAACAAUGCUAAAAGACGAGCCGGAAGACCUUACUCAUUUGGCACCAACUCCAGGAGAUGUUUGUGUACCUCUAGAAGACACACCGUUCCUCUCGGACAUGCUUGAUGAAUUUAUUUUAGGCAAUGAAAAUUACUGCCCUCUGUUGAGUCCAAGUUUACCCGCAGAAUUACCCAAUUCUGAUCUUACUGGAGAAUCAGUUAAAGAAAGUGAUAGCUUUGGAGAAUCUCUUGAAAGUGAUCCUUUCUUUUAUAGAGAUACAAGUCCAAGUCCUAAUAUUUCACAAAACUCAAAUCUUCUUUCUCCGGUAUUGGGAAAAGGUUCUGAUUCACAGAGUAUAGAUUCUCUUCGUAGUCCUGAUACAAAUAGUCCAGCAGUUGGAUCUGGAAUCUCAGAAGAUGAUAUGCUUAUGCUUAGUAUCGACGAUGUUAUAGCUGAUGAAGAAUUAGCACUACGAGCUCCUUAUAUUCCAAUGUCUGAUCAAGAUGAAGCUCUACAGCUUCUUAUUAGUGAUGAUAUGGUUAUGUGGGGUCCAACACAACCUCCAGACAAACGAAAAAAGUGGGACAUGAAGGAUGAAGAUUCGAAUUCUUAUGAAGAAUCCAGUUUGGCCAAAUUAUUAAAGAGUGAUGAUGACCUGGACAAACGCAGUUAUGGUUCUCUAGUAAAUCCAGUUCAGGUUCUUGGUCAAACUUGCAGGAAAGGAACAUUGGAGAGGUCGAAUAAGCGGCUUCAUGGACCAACUUCGCCAAAUGCGGGGGGUGAGAGUAAGCGCAUCAGAUGUCAAGACACAUCGAAAAUAGAUACAUCCCCAACCACUAUCACUGCCACAGAAGUCCCUAAGGUGGAUGCGACUAAGCUAUUACGAACGACGUCGUUGAGGGAAGAGGUUACCAAUCACUCAAGUCUUCGCGUUAAUGAGAAAGAAAUUAACGACACACAGCAAAGUGAAACCCUCUUGCUUCAGCAGCUGAUUGGAGAUCACGAUCUUUCAACAGCGGUGAAAUCAUCAAGGCAAAAGAUUCUGUCAAAUGAUCAACAUAGUUGUCAAGAAGAUGACGCGGGUGGUGGUGGCGAAAAGCUACAAAAACGCCAGUCAAACAGUGUUCUUAUGAACCUCCUAGUUUCUGGCUGCGAUGAAACGUGUGUAGAUCUGCCAGCGUUGCUGAAGGAAAAGCUAUGUAUGCCGUUGCAUAUCAAUGUCGAUGAUGAUCAACAGAUUUCUAUGAAAACUCCGUAUCUGACAACCUAUACAAUCAAUCCAAGUUCUCCGAGUCCUAAGAAGCUCCUUGUUGACAGUGUUACAUCUUCUAAUUCAAUCAACGACAUUUACAACUCAGUGUCCAAGUAUAUGGACGAUUUUACUUACAUAGACUCAACAAAUGUUCGUUCACCUGGCACUGAACUACUAGAAAUCCUCGGCAGCACCGAUUAAUCUAUCAACGAAAAGUGAAAUCCGUGAUUAUUAUAUAUUUUUGUACACUAUUGUUUGUCAUUUUAAUGUAUAUUUUUUUAAGUCUAUCAGAUAGUAACACUAUCGUUAUAAUAUCCACUAAUCAAUAUAGGAAAAUCCUUAAUGAUUAUAGCUCAUUCUAUGACAUAAAUAAAUAGUAUAUAAAUAUAUAUAUAUAUAUAUAUAUAUAUAUAUUCGCAUAACAAUUAUAAUAGAGCGUAUAAAUUAAAUGAUUACAAACGGUGUUGAUGGUGCAUUUUGUAUCAUUACUUCAUUGGUAUUGAUCAUUUCUUUUUUUUAUAUUUGAUAAAUAUUAUAAGAUUAUAGAAUAAAUAAUGAAUACGUUGAUUAAAUAAUCAACAUGAAAUUAUAUUAUAUUCAAGAAAUAUAAUGAAUUAUGUUUGUAUGUCAUAUUGUGGAUCAAAAU